GUGUUCUCCAUUUGCCUAUUUCAUAUCUCCACAGCCUGAACUGAUUCAUAUUCGAUCCACAUGCGUCGCUCGUGCCCAUAUUGCGCAAACAGAGUUCUACGAUGCUUCGUUCUCGUGCAUUAACAACAGCGUUGAAUAAACUAAGUACUGGUGGGAUUCGAAGUGCGAUGUUAUUCAAUCCUGAAGGGGUAUUACUGGCGUUCAGCAGCCUUACUGACGAGAGUGAGCGGUCCAAAGCAGCGAUUGCUGCUAAUAUUUGGAAUAUUUACCAACACCAUUUAGAGACCAGUGAAGCGUUUUCUCUAGGACUGGCCGGUAUCAUGCAACAAAGUUUGCUCCAUUUGUCAGUUACUAAUCGUGUGCUUCUUACUUACGUUUGUCCAGCUCCUAGGCCGGUUCGCGUGUAUGCUGAUGGUGCCUAUGACAUGUUUCAUUCUGGUCAUGCGCGGCAAUUGAUGCAAGCCAAAUCCGCCUUCCCAAAUACCUACUUGAUUGUCGGUGUAUCCAAUGAUGCAGACCUUCAUCGCUACAAAGGCCGGACUGUGAUGAAUGAGGCCGAGCGUUAUGAAGCUGUCAGGCACUGCCGCUACGUCGACGAAGUGUUACCGGACGCACCGUGGGCAGUCACACCGGGCUUUCUACGCAAACAUAAGAUUGAUUUUGUUGCCCACGACGAUAUUCCCUACGCGUCGGCUGAUUCAAAAGAUAUCUACAAGCCUAUCAAAGACGCAGGCAUGUUCUUGGCGACUCAGCGUACUGAGGGAAUUUCCACAACUGAUGUGAUCGGUAGAAUUGUACGUGAUUACGAUUUAUAUUUGCGAAGAAAUCUCCGACGUGGUCUUUCGCGAAAGGACUUGAAUAUCAGUUUCAUGAAGGCGAGUGUGUCGCUUACGAGCAUGACGUCCGUGUUGCCGGCUCUGUCCAAAGUUGUGAUUGUUGAUCAGGUCUCCAGUGAUGCUGUGGUUCAGCUAUCCAAAAACGGAUUUAUUGUCUUCGAUCUGAAAGAAAGUGGAAUCGCGGAAGAUCGGCUCAUCGAUAUUCUAACUGAGCAUUCAGCUGGGGCACUGGUCGUGCGUUCGGCCACAAAAGUGACAGAGAAUGUGUUGAAAUUGGGGGCGGCUGCUGGUUUGCGUGUGGUAGCUCGUGCCGGUGUUGGUGUGGAUAACAUUGAUGUCCGUGCCGCGGAAAAACAUCACGUUUUGGUGAUUAAUGCACCCGAAGGGAAUACCUUAUCCGCCACAGAGCAUACAUGCUCGCUCAUCUUGUGUCUAGCUCGUCAGUUACAGAACACUAUACUACACAAAGCAGAUGAAUGGCCCACCACCAGAAAAAAAGUAAUCACGUCAUCAUCAAUCGUCCCCAUAACCGAAAUAUCGGGAAAAACGCUUGGAAUUGUUGGACUUGGUCGAAUCGGCUCAGCAGUGGGUAUUAGGAUGCACGCCUUUGGAAUGCGAAUAAUAGGGCACGAUCCGAUUCGGAAAUACAGCAAAAGAAACACGAAGGCUCUUGGUCCUCUGCCCCCUGAAUGGCUCGAUGAUUGGGUGCCUUUGGAGGAAUUGUUGUCAGAAAGUGACUACAUUACACUUCACGUGCCUUUAGUGCCUCAGACGACGGGUUUAAUUGGACCAGAAAUGUUAUCCAUGUGUCGCAAGGGAUUCCGUUUGAUCAACUGCUCCCGAGGGUCUGUUGUUGAUGAGGCGGCUUUGCUUGCUGCUGUAGAAUCUGGCCACUGUGCUGGAGCUGCUCUGGAUGUCUUUACCAGGGAGCCUAUCCAACCAACUGAUCCAAUAAUGGAAAAAUUGUUAUCUCAUCCGUGCAUUAUCGCCACACCUCAUCUGGGUGCUUCUAGUCGUGAAGCCCAAGUUCGUGUGGCUACUGAAGUUUCUGAGGCCUUAACAGCGCUUGCUGGAAGGUCUUCUCUUGGAAACUCUGGUCUGGAAGGUGCUCUUAAUCUCAACAAGUUAGGGAGAGAUUUCUGUGCUUGUUUCGAGGAGUGGACCAAACGGACCGAUGCACCAACUGUGAAGAUGCUGCUAACUCUCCCGUACGCUGUCUAUGUAAUUUUGGAACAACUGAUCCAAAAAGCCACUCCAGAAACAUUGUGCACAAAGGACUCCUCCAUAGCCUAUCGCAUUACUCUGGUGAUUCCUGAGUCAAUUAACCCUCGUUCAUCCUCUGGCCAGCUAUUGACAUGUCUUUUUGCCCAUACCUGUGAAUUUGUUCUCGAGCGAUAUAGUCAUGAAGCCCGUUUGUCACCCGAAAAGUUUGACUUAUUGUCCGCUUUCCUUUGCGAUUUGCCAAACGUCACCGUUAGCACGGAUCAACUGACUGGUGCUGUUGAGGUUUCGUGGAUAGGCCGAAAGAAGAGUGGGCGAACUGUAUGUUCCUGUCUGUUCCUUCACCCUGAAUCCCGUCUGGAUAUGACGGAACAAAUAUUCUUUGGCUUUUCAUCGCCGCUCCCCCUCUGGAUUUUGAAUGUGUCAUUUUCCUAUAUGUGUGAUUGUGGAGAUGUGGCCCAGGCACCAGCCGUGGAGAAGAAGUUGCGGUUGCAAGACAACUUUGAAACAUUCAUGAAACGCGGUUCAACAUUCAUUCAGAAUUUCGACAAUAAGCGUCGGGAACUUGUGGACCAAUUGGAGGAUAUCUCGCAUGAGUUCGUCCUUUCGUUCAUGAGGUUUUUCGGCGCCGAUGGUCGACUGCGAAGUUGGCUCAAUGGCCGUAAGCAUGCUAUCACGGAUCGUGAGGAUGGGACUGUGUCACCCUGUUCUUCGGAAACGGUAGACGACUACGAUUCUGUUGAUCUAGUUACUCGACACGGCAGUGCGGAAUUAGACCCAACCAUAUCACCGUCUGACUUCGAUAACCUCAUUUCGGAAUACCUUGGAAGCCCAACAAGGCCAACCGAACAGCGCGAUUCAUUACCUCGUAAGCGAAGUUUAAGCAAUGAUGCGACCUCUUUACGCCAUUCAGUGGGGUCGAAUGAGCCAUCUCCUAAAGCCAAGCUUCGGCGAACGACGGUCGUCUAUGAAAUGCUUGAGAACUCCAACGGAACAAGCAAGCCCGAACACCAUCACGGAAGAAUAAAUCAAAAACGGAGGUGAUCCAAUGAGGUUGAAUGGACCGCAGCUUUAUUUUUCCAGAUCUCCGUAGCCAACUUUGGUUCCAGUUGAUUUUCAAUCGUACAAACCUUCCCCUUUCUUUCUCCGAUACGAUGCAGCGCUGAUUUUUUGACUGCGAGUGCUCAGCCCCCUCUCCCGAAUCCAGGCGAAUUGAAUGAUUGCCUAACUACAAAUUCCGGUCCAUGGGUAUUUUUGCUUUCCGUAUGAUAUUCGGUGAAUAAUAGACUAUUUUGCCCUGCCCUGUGUUGUCUUGUUAUACCGUUGCAAAGGAGUUUGGCACAUUUUGUCGGCACAUUUUGUGCUCUGCUUCUAAAAAAACCUUUUCGAGUCAAGUGAUUAAGUCAAGCCAACUAUGGGUUGGUUGAGUUUUAAGGCAAAUAGAGA
Messenger RNA from Opisthorchis viverrini, 3503 nucleotides. RefSeq lists its product as hypothetical. Gene Ontology annotation, molecular function: phosphatidylcholine binding; oxidoreductase activity, acting on the CH-OH group of donors, NAD or NADP as acceptor; NAD binding. Gene Ontology annotation, biological process: CDP-choline pathway. Lineage: Eukaryota; Metazoa; Platyhelminthes; Trematoda; Opisthorchiida; Opisthorchiidae. The coding region runs from base 102 to 3101 and encodes 999 amino acids. The record is from RefSeq and is a predicted model, not a curated record. The transcript is spliced from 9 exons.